AUGGAUGAAGGGAGACUUAAAUAUGUCAAUACGAAACUAUUGGAGGAAACCAAAAAUAAAGGGAAUGAAUUAUUUAGGUGCAAAAAAUAUGAAGAGGCAUUAAGUGUUUAUUUGAGCGCCAUUUCGCAGCUAUGCAAUGGACCAGUUGAUUCAUUACAAGUUCAAAGUUGUGUCCAAUUUUUUCAAAAUAAAUGUAGAAAUAAUGGGAACAAUGAAAAAAAGGAGGAAAACGUUGCAGAAGGAGCGGACCAUCAUACAGAAAUGGAGGAAAUGAAAAAAGAUUGCACCUAUGUGAACCACCUAGUGAAGAAUCUUUUCAUAAAUAUAUGUCACAACAUAUCAUUGUGUUAUUAUUUUUUAGACCGUUUUGAAGAAGCCAUUGAAUACUGCUUGUAUAUAAAUGAGAUCGAUAAGGAACAUUACAAAAGUUAUCACACAUUGGGCCAGUGUUAUGAAAAGUUGAAGGAUUAUAAAAAAUGUAUCCAGUACUUUGAAAGAUGUAAAGUCGUACUUGCUAUGGGAAAAUCUGCUUCUAAAAAAGAAACACAUGCAAUGGGUGGAAACAAUAUAAAUGGUGAAAUAUGCCGAAUAAAUGACAAACUAAAAAAGAUAUUUCAAGAUAUGGAAGAUGAAAAACAGGAGAAAGAGACGAUCACUAUAGACAUGAUCAAAAAAAUAAUCCUUGAUGUUAACGCGACAGAAGAGGAAAAAAUUAAAAUGAUCCACAGCAUUUAUAAGCAUAGUUUACAUACCUUACUUAGGGAAAAUAUUUUUGAAUUAUUUUCAAAAAUCAUGAACCAUAGUAAUACCACUUUGGUGGUUCAAAAGGAGUGCCUUUUUAUUAUGUACAAAUUAAUGUCCAAGUUAGAAAGAGAAGAAAUGAAAAAGGGAAAUGAAAAAUAUGAGAUAUCAAGGAGUAACAAAAUGUGCAUAAACAGGUUAAGUGACAUCAAGUUUGAGUUUUACUAUGAUACAAAUUUUGUAAAAAUGAUUUUGUCAUUUCAUGAACUAUUUGAUGAACAGUGGAUAAAUAACUAUGUAAAAAAUCAAACAAAAAAAAUGGAAAAUUUCCAAUUUGAAAAAGACGAAUAUAAUUGCAAUAUAGUUAAGGACUCCCUAAUAUUCAUCAUCAACAUUGUAAAAUACGUUCAUGCAAUAAAUAAUCAAAACAUUGUUAAAAUAAUUAAUGCCUACUUUUUAAAUAGUGGAAAUAGAGAUAUUGCAAGUAGUGCUCUCGACGUAAUAAUUUUUCUUUGCAAAAAAAAAAAGUUCUUCAUACAAAGAAAAAACACAAGUAAGGAGAAAAAUCAGUUAAACUUUAUUCAAACAUUAAAACUGUUACCAAAUUUUGAUAUACACAACAGUCUUAUCGAAUUUCACUUUGGUGACAUUUAUAAGCACCCACUAUGUAUCAAUCACGAAAUUAAAAAAAUGAUUCAGCAAUGUAUAAGUAUGUAUGAUGAUUUUUCAAAUGAUGUGGAAUACGCUCUAAUUUUAAUUUUUACCUUAUUAUAUGAUAAAAAUAGGCCUAGUGAAAAAGAUAUAGAAAUGAAUGAUCUUAUAUACGAAUGCAUAAAUUUGUAUUUUAAAACAAAUGAGAUAUGUGUAGAAUGGUUCCUAUCAGUUAAAUGUCUUUUCUUGGUUGAUAAAAAUAUUGUUCUGAAUUAUUUAAUUGGGAAAAAUGAAUACAUGUUUGAUAUUCUAAAUUUUAUAAAUAAUUCAGUAGGAAGAAAAAGCAAAAAAUAUGUAUCUCUCUACAUUGACGUUUUACUGCUUCUCCUAAAUAUAGCAGAGUUACGUUUUAUGUUAAAUAGUUACAUCGACGUUUAUAUAAAUAUCUUAAAAACUCUCAAUUAUGACGAAAACUUUUUGAAGUUGCUUGUCGGAUUAUUCAAGCUGUACAUGCAUAACAAAGAUUUCAAAGAAGAAAUCAUCAGAAACAUUGAUUUAUUUUUCUACGCCAAGGAAAUGUUGAAACGGUUUCUUCAAAAUUAUUAUACCCCAGAGGUCCAGCCCCUUGCAAACGGAUAUUCUUCUGAUAAGCACUAUUCAACGCACUUAGACAAGAAGAGAUCUUCUGAACUGUCAACCUGUUCUGCACAUACCGGGACUAGUUCUUUGUCUAAUGAUAAAAAAAAUUGUCGCUUGAUAGACAAAAGGGAAGAUCAAGAGGCAAGCACAAAGGAGACUCAGAAUGAAGUGGAAAAUGGAACAACCAAUCCAUGUGCCAAGUACGAUGUCAACAUGUUGAAAGAUGUCAUCGAAAUGCUGUUCUAUUUGAGUCUGCACAUAGAAUUUAAGAAGCAGCUACUGGAGGACGAAAACAACUACAUACUGCUUUUCCUGAUAAAAGUAGGAGACGACAUUAACCAAAAGAAAUUAGACAAUACAUAUAAAUACCUGUAUUGCAAUACUAUCAAUAAUUUAAUAUUAUCAAGAACAGAUGAAAAGGCGAGGAGAAGAGAAAUUAACAAAGCCAAUUUAUCAAAUUUUGAUCCAGAACAAAUUGAAGCCUUAGAGCAAUUUUAUGAUAAAUUACCUACAGGAGCGAAACCGAAAACAGAUCUCAUGUAUGAUUAUGGAGAUGAAGAAACAAGUAAUCAAUUGAUUAACUUAUUAUUAUAUAACGAAAAUUAUCAAAAAAAAGUUAGUGAAAAAAGUGGACAAAUAAUAUCUAUGGGUGAUGGCAGUAGUGGUAGUAGUUGCACUACUACUACUAGUAACAGUAUUAGGUAUAAAAAUGGGACAAUUAUUAGCACCAUAUAUAAUUUUAUUAACACCAAUUUUUUCACAACUAACAUAGCUGAAGCAGUGUGCGAGAUUAUAUCUAAAUUUGUAAAAAAUUCAAAAAACAUUGGGCUAGUACUUGUUAAUAAUGGGUUGAAAACUUUGUUGUUAGCUUCAAAACACAUUUCUAAAAAAAAAAAUUGUGCUCUAGCUUUAAGUGAAAUAUUUAUUUAUACCAAUCCCAAAUUGAUUCACUUUUAUGAAGCUUAUGAUUCUUUGCCUUUACUAAUUGAUGAAUUGAGUAAUGAAGAUGAAUUAUUAGUUUUCAAGACCUUAAUGGCGAUAACAAAUAUAUUAACUAUUGACGAAAAUGUAGCCAUAAAAGCUAUGCACUUAAAUUUGUGGAAUAAGUGUUUUGACAUUAUCGCAUCGGAAAAUGAUUGUAUACGAGCAGCAAGUUUAGAAUGCAUCUGUAACUUAUGUUCUCAGACGCAUGUUCAUCAAUAUGUAUAUGAUAAAUAUCAAAAAAUUACAAAGCAAGAUGAAAAAAACAAAGAAUUCAAUUUUGUAGAUAUGCAAAUAAUAUAUUCUUUCACCAUGGAAUAUAAAAACUAUAAAGCUGUUUUUGCUUCAACAGGAGCAUUAGGCAUGUUAUCUUCUGAUUUACGCUUACCCAUGUAUUUAAUACGAACAAAGGGAUUCCAUCAUAUUCUUUCCUCAUUUGAGGAAACAAAUGAUCAGCCGAUUUUACUUCGUAUUUUAACAUUUUUCAAUAAUGUCAUAUUGAGCGAAAAUGUACCUGUGGGCACUAUUAAAAAGAUAAGGGAUGCAGUUAGGGUUAAAACUGACUUGAAUGAAGAAAAUACGCAAAUUGCAAAUUUGAUUCUCCAAUGA
This is a messenger RNA of Plasmodium gonderi, 3621 nucleotides long. RefSeq lists its product as hypothetical. Gene Ontology annotation, molecular function: protein binding. The transcript has a single exon. Bases 1 to 3621 code for a protein of 1206 amino acids. Lineage: Eukaryota; Apicomplexa; Aconoidasida; Haemosporida; Plasmodiidae. The record is from RefSeq and is a predicted model, not a curated record.